Molecule: messenger RNA, 1538 nt
Organism: Plectropomus leopardus (leopard coralgrouper)
Lineage: Eukaryota; Metazoa; Chordata; Actinopteri; Perciformes; Serranidae
Product: serine/threonine-protein kinase SBK2
Biological process (GO): protein phosphorylation
Molecular function (GO): protein serine/threonine kinase activity; ATP binding
Source: RefSeq, a predicted model, not a curated record
GCAGCAGACAUGAAAUCCUCCAACGAGCUGGACGGACAGUUUGAAGAGUUUCUCCACUGACUGAACUCUGUCUGCUGCAGACUGACGCUCACACACUGAACCUCACACACUGACGCUCACACACUGAACCUCACACACUGACGCUCACACACUGAACCUCACACACUGAACCUCACACACUGUUCAUGCUCUGAAGGUGGAGAGCAGCAAAUUUGUGGAGGAUUUCCCCGACAGGUGCAAAAUCUAAAUGAAGAAAAUUUAUGUUGGACAGAUUUUUUACUGAAGAUCAACGGCGCUGAAGUGAACCACAGCUGCAGAAUGACAGCCGCCACAAAGCUUCUGGAUGAGAUGUGCCACCUGACGGCUCAGUCUCUGACGCCGAUGGACACGUCGGAGCACUUCAAGGUCCUGAAGCUCCUCGGCGAAGGCUCGUACGGCAAAGUCAUGCUGGCUGUUCACAGGACAAGAGGGACUCCGAUGGCUCUGAAGUUCUUCCCUCGUGCGUCCACAUCUCUCCUCUCGUUCCUGAGAGAGUAUAACCUCUCUCUGUCGUUCUGCACCCACCCGUCCCUGACCCGAGCCCUGGGAAUCGCCUACUCCACCCCUUCACACUACAUCUUCGCUCAGCAAGCAAGCCUCUAUGGCGAUCUCUUCGAUGUCAUCUUGCCUGAGGUCGGUAUGGAGGAGGACUGUGUUCAGCGGGUGGUGUCCCAGCUGUGUGGCGCUCUGACCCACCUGCACUCUCUUGGUUUUGUCCACCGAGACCUCAAACCGGAGAACGUCUUCCUGUGCGACUCCGCCUGCCACUGGGUCAAACUAGGAGACUUUGGCAUGGUGAAGGCCAGGGGCACCAGGGUCCCAGAGGUCUGGUACAGCUCUCCUUACUGCACCCCUGAGGCCGAGAUCGCUCGCGGAAACGAGGACAGCUGGAAGAGCAUGAGUGACGGGGAUGAUAGCGUCGAAGAGGCAGAAGAGAGGAAAAAGAGGCCCAGAGUUUGGGUUUCUGUGGAGCCCAGCACAGACAGCUGGGCGCUGGGCAUCCUGACCUACGCCAUGCUCACUGGCAGCCAUCCCUGGGCUGAAACGGCCAGCGACUGCCGCGCCUACCUAAAGUACGUGGAAUGGUUUGAGACAUCAGGGGGACCGGAUGAUGAACUGGACGUGUGGGCAGAGCCGCAGGGCGAGGUCAUCGAUUUGAUUGGGGCUGAACUUGGAAAGAAAGACCGCCCUCCCGUAGCGCCCCAGUUUGCGUGUUUAACCCCGCUGGCCCGCUCCUUCUUCCAGACGUUCCUCGACCCGAGGCCUCGCGUCCGUGGACGACCGGAGGUUGCGUUGAAUUACCUCGGAGGAGACUGGGUGAUGGAGAAGGAGAGGGUGAGGCUGGAGGAGGAGAGGAAGAAGAGCAGAGGGAAAGGAGCAAUCGGCAACGUGAAAGAGAUGGAGGGGAGAGGAGAGAGAUAAGAGACUGGGAAAUAUGAAGUAACUAACAAUAGACUUUCAUAUUUAUAACAGUUUUUUAUUCACUAAUGCUGGUUUUA